AUGUUCAAUUCCUAUCGGGUUUCUUCCAUUUCUAUCAAUAAUAAUAAUAAUGAUGCAGAUGUAGAUGAUGAUGAUAGAAACCAGUUUACAAUCAAUGAAUCAUCAUUAUUGAAUAAUAAUAAUCUAAAACUAAACGAUCAACAAGUUUUAUAUAAUAAUCAUAUAUCAACAUCUAAAUCAUUUCCCGUUAUUCAAAAUGAUUAUGUUCAUUCUUUUAACGAUACAAUCGAUUGUUCAUCAUCAUUUAAUCCUUCCACCACUACUUCAAUAAUAACGAAUAUUUAUGAUGGUAAUGAUAGAUUAACAACAAAAUCAUCAUCGACAACAACAAUACCGUUAAUCAAUCUAACAAACGAAUCAUUUAUACAAUUAUUUUUUCCAAAUUUUGCUCAACAAAUAUCAACAACAAUAAUGAGUGGUUUGAAUUGGAUCAAUCAGAUAAAUGCUGCAACAUUGUUUCAAAAUAUUUGGACAUCAUCAGGAUUUUUACGUCGUCGAUUUUCAUCAUCAUCACAGGCAUCAUCACCAAUACCGACAACAACAUCAUCAUCACCGAUAAAUAAUGAACAAUCAAAUAAUAUUCAAGAUGAUUUUACAUAUAGACAAUAUAAAUUUGCAAAAAUUUUAAAUGGUACAAUACGAUUACAAACACUGAAACCAUCUGAAUUGAUUGAAUUAUCAAGUUUUGGUUUAGUUGAAUUAGAUAAUGAUAUUGAACCGGGUAUUGGACAUGAAUUUCAGCGAUAUGAAAAUGAUAAAGCAACUUGGUGUGAUAGUUGUGGUGAAUUUCUAUUUCCAUCAGUUAUGGAUGAUAAUAAUGUUGGCGGUGGUGGUGGUAUCGAUGAUGAUUCGAAAACAAAACAAUUUAAUAAUAAUAAUAAUAAUAACAGCGACGACCACGAUGACAACGAUGUUGGACAAAAAAAUUCAUCUACAUUGACAACAACAACAAAAGUUUCCAAUACGGCAACAACAACAACAAAAACAUCAGUAUCCAUACAAGCUGAUCAUUUAUUACGUACUUAUUUUCAAUGUACAAAAUGUAAAUAUAUAUGCCAUUGGAAAUGUUUACAUUUGAUUAGAAUUGAUUGUCGACAACAUUCACCACAAUCAACAAUGAUGAUGAUUCCAUCGUCCAGUAAUGAUAAUAGAGCAUCGAAAACAACAACAACAUCGACGUUAAAAUCCGAUGAAAUUGAUAAUAAUAAUAAUAUUGAUGAUGAUGAAAAUAAUUCGGAAAUAUCGAUUGUAACAACAAACAACAGUAUCGAUUUGGAGAAUAAUCAAUCAACAGCAACAUUGUCAACGGAAACUUCAUUUGCCGAUGAUGAUGAUAAUGAUGAAAGUUCAGACAAUACGACAAUGACCACUAGCAACAACAGUAUAACAUCCGUAUUUAUUGAUGAUAAUAUUGAUGAAUCGAAAAAAAUCAAUGGUGAAUCGAAUAAUAAUGUAAAUCAACAAACAGCAGCAGCAGCUAAAUCAUCUUCAAAUUCAUCAUUUAUAAUUGAAUCCUCAUAUUUAAUAACACCAAAAAUCAUAUCGGAUUUACGUGCGAAAAUUCUUAAAUAUAAUGAACGUGUUCGUAGUCGUGGUUCUGGUUUAGGUAUUACAUUGAUUGAUGAACAACGUUGCUUAUUUCGUGGUUUUUUACGUGUACAUAUGAAUUUAACACGGCCAAUAAAUGUUAUUGCCGGUAAACGACCACCAUCAAUUUAUGAUAUUAUUAAUGAUGAAGAAAAUAAUCAAAAUCAACGACGUACAUUGACUAGUUUCUAUAUGCCAAGAGAUACGGUAAAAAAUAUUCAUAUUACAAGUGAUAGUACUAGUCUACAGGUAAUAAAAGCAAUGUUAAAAAAAUUUAAAGUUGUUGAUAAUCCACAAAAAUUUGCCCUUUACUUACGUCGUCGUUUUCCUCAGGAAGAAUUGAACAAGAAUGGUAAUAAUAAUGAUGAUGAUUCAAUAACCGAUGAUACAAAAAAUCAAAAUGAAAUGACAAUCAAUAAAUUUUUAAAAACAGCCGGUCAUGAACAUAGCCUUAAACGAUUACAUGAUCAUGAACGACCAUUAAUAUUACAGCUAGAAUUUGAUAGUUUUGCAUAUUGUUCGGUUGAUAUUGUUUUACAAGAAAAUGAUAAUGCUGAUAUUGCAUGGGAUGCAUUUGAAAUACCAGAAUUAAGAAAUUUUUUAAAAAUAUUAGAACGUGAAGAAUAUGAACAUUUACAACAUGUUCGUGCACAUUAUCAUGAAAUGCAACGUAUUUUAAAAGCAUUAAUCGAUUAUGAAGAAAAUAGAUUAAUAAAAAAUUCUUACCGUAAUAAUAAUAAUAAUAAUAAUAAUAAUAACAACGAUAAUGAUACCGGUAAUCAAUCCGAUAAUAAUAAUAAUACCGGUAAUAUUUUAGCUGUAACAAGUUGAAUAUUUAUUACGAUUUUUGUCCAUCCUGAAUGUUGUAA
Dermatophagoides pteronyssinus (European house dust mite) is the source of this 2456-nucleotide messenger RNA. RefSeq lists its product as uncharacterized. Lineage: Eukaryota; Metazoa; Arthropoda; Arachnida; Sarcoptiformes; Pyroglyphidae. Gene Ontology annotation, biological process: signal transduction. The record is from RefSeq and is a predicted model, not a curated record.